AUGAAGGGGUUAACUUGCUUUGUGUUGUUGGUUUCUCUACAACUAUUCAGUGCUGAUGUUAGUCCAGUUGAAGAACUUUUCAGCCAAACAAAUAUUAAUCACUUGCAAGAUGUGCUGGAUGUGGGGAGCCCGUGUUGGAAAGCCAUUAAUGCAUCAUCUGUCAUCACCAAGUUCAUGAUGUUCGACGCCAGUGGUAAAAUACCAUCAGGAUUAUUAAACUACAACGGUUUCGAAUUGGGUAACUUUGAUGAGUGCUACAAUUUAGAAGAGGUCAUUGGUGAUGAAACUGUUUAUGGUAAAUACUGCCUUGGAACCAUACCCAUUCCUUCAGAUCUUAUACCGAAGAGUUCAAACGAAGAUCAAAACAUCAGAGCCAUUGGUCGCCAAUAUGUUGGGGUACACUUGGGUUAUUGCUUAUUAAGUUCUUGUACCACAGAAGACUUUUCUAAAAUUCCUCUCAGUAACUUCUAUGAUAAGUUCUGUUACUCCAAAGCAACCAAACCUGAGUUGGAUGCAGCUGAUGUAACAGCCAUUGUUAUUUUUGGUGUGUUUGCCACCAUUGUAGUCCUCUCAACUGUCUACGACUUGUAUCUUUAUUACAACGAAUCAAAACCCUCCCACCCAAUGCAAGUCGCCUUUUCCCUUUGGAGCAACGGCCUCAAAAUCUUCAAAACAACCUCAGGAGGUGACCAACUGUCGUGCAUCAACGGAAUCAAAGCCCUGAGCAUGGCUUGGGUCAUCUACGGACACGUGAACAGCGGCAUGGAGGGCUCCGCCAACUACAAAGACGUGCUGGACUACAUGAAAGACAGCAAAAACAUGUACAUGUUAAACGCACCCGUUUCUGUGGACACCUUCUUUGCCGUCGCCGGAUUGCUGACGGUCUACACCUUCUUGAAAGCAACCGAUAAGGGGGUCAAGUUCAACAUCCCCAUGUUCUACGUGCACAGAUACUUAAGGCUGACCCCAGCUCUGGCGGUUAUUGUGCUUUUCAACGCCACCCUGUACAGGCACAUGGGCAACGGCCCACUCUGGGGGAUGGUCGAAUCCGACGUUGAUAACUGUCGGGAUUAUUGGUGGUCCGCAUUGUUGUACAUUCAAAACUACGUUAACCCGGAAAAAAUGUGUGUGGGACAAUCUUGGUACUUGUCUGUGGAUACCCAGUUAUUCGUUUUGUCCCCCAUAGUAUUACUUCUACUUCUUUGGUACCCAACAAUGGCCCUUGUAGUUUUGGGGCUACUCAUUUUGGCUGGGAAUGUUGUACCCUUUGUUAUUACUUAUGCAAUGGAUUUACCUGGUACUUUAAGUAGUAAUGAUAGGUCUGUCCUAAUGGACUAUCUGAAGUACUACUACUUCCAAACAUACACACGUUUUGGUCCCUACGUCAUCGGUAUGUUGUUUGGUUGGUUAAUUUAUAACUUAAGGAAGAAGGAAGUAAUUAAGUCAAUGGAUAAAACUAAAAGAAAUUGGCUUGUUUUCACAACUUGGAUAAUAGCUCUGGCUGGACUUGGUGCUUGUCUUUAUGGUGGUGCUGAUAUUGUAACUGAAGAAGAAGAUAGUUUAGUAGCCAGGUCAUUUUACAAUGGACUCCACAGAAAUGGUUGGGCUUUAGGUGUCUGUAUGGUUAUAACACUUUGCUCAAUUGGUCAUGGAGGUCCAAUUAAUGGUAUACUUUCCAUUUCCCUUUUUCAAAUUUUGUCAAAAUUGUCAUACUCGAUGUAUUUGGCACACGGUUCCUUAGUUAUAUCUCGAAGAUUUCUGUCAGCAAAAGUCUUAUUCUACUUUUCUGUUGGUAAUAUCUUUCAUGCGUUCUUUGGUGAUUUUAUAACUACUCUAAUUUACUCAUUCUUCCUUUGUACUAUUUUUGAAUCUCCAAUCAUCAUCGUCGAAAAGUUUAUCUUCGGGGACCACAAAAAAUCAUCUGAGAAAUCUCCUAAACAAUUUGCUGUGGCGAUUUCUAAUCUAUCAUUGAUACAACAACCCAAAUCCCUUGAUAAUCUUGAAUAUAAAGGAGGGGGCCACAGAAAUAACACUUCAGUUCCACUCGACAAGAUGAAGGGGUUAACUUGCUUUAUAAUAUUGGUUUCUCUACAACUAACAAUUGCUGAACUUAAUCCAAUUGAAGAGUUGUUCAGUCGAAGUAAUAUUAAUUACUUGCAAGACGUGCUGGAUGUGGGUAGCCCAUGUUGGAGUGCCAUUAAUGCAUCAUCUGAGAUAACGAAAUUAAAGAUGUUUGAUGCCAGUUCUAAAAUACCAUCGGGGUUAUUAAGCUUCAACGGUUUCGAUUUGGGCAACUUUGAUGAGUGCUACAAUUUGGAAGACGUUGUAAAUGAUGAAGCUGUCUAUGGUAAAUACUGUCUUGGUACCAUACCCAUUCCUUCAGAUCUUUUGACUAAGAGAUCAAAUGAAGAUCAAAACGUUAGAGCACUUGGAGGCAACAAUGUUGGUGUACACUUGGCAUACUGCCUAUUAAGUUCCUGCACUGUAGAGGACUUUUCCAAAAUUCCCUUCAGUAAUUUCAACGAAAAAUUCUGCUACUCCCAAGCAACCAAACCUGAGUUAGACUCUUCAGACAUAACAGCCAUUGUUAUUCUUGGUGUGUUUGCCACCAUUGUAAUCAUCUCAACUGGCUACGACUUGCAUCUUUAUUACAACGAAUCAAAGCCCUCCCAUCCAAUGCAAAUCGCCUUUUCCCUUUGGAGUAACGGUCGCAAAAUCUUUAGAACAACCUCAGGAGGUGACCAACUGUCGUGCAUCAACGGAAUCAAAGCUCUGAGCAUGGCUUGGGUCAUCUACGGACACGUGAACAGCAAAAUGUUGGGCUCCAUCAACUACGAAGACGUACUGAAUUACAUGAAAGACAACUCCAACAUGUAUAUGUUGAAUGCACCAGUCUCCGUCGACACUUUCUAUGCCAUUGCUGGGUUAUUGACCGUGUAUACUUUCUUAAAAGCAACCGACAAAGGGGUCAAAUUUAGCAUCCCCAUGUUUUAUGUGCACAGAUACUUAAGAUUGACCCCAGCUCUAGCAGUUAUAGUACUUUUGAAUGCCACUUUGUACAGGCACAUGGGAAACGGCCCAUUUUGGGGGUUGACAGAGGGCGAAGUUGAUAACUGUCGCAAUUACUGGUGGUCAGCGUUGUUGUACAUUCAAAACUACGUCAAUCCGGAAAAGAUGUGUGUGGGACAGUCUUGGUACUUGUCUGUGGAUACGCAGUUAUUCGUUUUGUCACCUGCAGUUCUACUUUUAUUAAUUUGGUAUCCAAAAAUUGCACGGGUGACUCUAGGAGUACUUAUUUUGGCUGGAAAUAUUGUACCCUUCGUCAUUACUUAUACAAUGGAUUUGCCUGCUACAUUAAGUAGUACUGGAAGGACUUCUUUAAUGGAGUAUUUUAAGUACUACUACGUCCAAACAUAUUCCCGAUUUGGCCCUUAUGUCAUCGGUAUGUUGUUUGGUUGGAUAAUUUACAAUUUAAGGAAAAAGGAUCUUAUUCAAUCAAUGGACAAAAGUAAAAUAAAUUGGCUUGUUGUUACAACUUGGAUAGUAGCUUUGGCUAUUCUUGGUGCUUGUCUUUAUGGUGGUGCUGAUGUUGUAACUGAAGAAGAAGAUAAUUUAGUUGCAAGGUCGUUUUACAAUGGUUUCCACAGAAAUGGUUGGGCCUUAGGUGUCUGUUUGAUGACAACACUUUGUUCAAUUGGAUAUGGAGGUUCAAUUAAUGGUUUUCUUUCCAUCCCUCUGUUCCAAAUAUUGUCAAAAUUAUCAUACUCCAUGUAUCUGGUUCAUUUUUCUUUAGUUAUAUCUCAAAGAUUUUAUUCAGCAAAAGUUUUGUACUACUUUUCUGUCGGUAAUAUCUUUCAAGCAUUCUUUGGUGACUUUAUAGUUACCUUAGUCUACUCAUUUUUCCUUUGCACUAUUUUUGAAUCUCCAAUUAUCACCAUCGAAAAGUUUAUCUUCGGAGACCUCAAAAAAUCACCUGAAAAGUCUCCGGCCUAA
This is a messenger RNA of Aethina tumida (small hive beetle), 3993 nucleotides long. RefSeq lists its product as uncharacterized. The record is from RefSeq and is a predicted model, not a curated record. The transcript is spliced from 21 exons. Gene Ontology annotation, molecular function: acyltransferase activity, transferring groups other than amino-acyl groups. The coding region runs from base 1 to 3993 and encodes 1330 amino acids. NCBI's taxonomy places the organism in Eukaryota, Metazoa, Arthropoda, Insecta, Coleoptera, Nitidulidae.